AUGAGAGCCACUGCAGCUGUCCUAUUGGUCCUCUGUCUCUUGUCCAUCUGUCACGCAUGGGACUGUAAGCCUGUAGUGGAUAUCAAGAAUCUGAUGCAGAUCGAUGCAGGACUGGGGCAAGUGGUUGCUACGGACACAAGUCAAAUCCCCUACUACCUGGUAGGUGAUAAAUGGAUCCGCCUGCCUGGUUCCCUGAAGCAUAUCACUGUAGGACCAGCAGGGAUCUGGGGUGUCAACAAGGCAGACUCAAUCUACAAGUAUGUGGCCGGUAACUGGGUGCAAGCUGCAGGCCUUCUGAAACAGUUGGAUGCUGGAGGUGAACAGUUUAUUGUGGGGGCUAACAUGAACGAUACUCCAUUCUGUCUGACACGUAGUGCCACAGUUGGCUACAAGGGUACAGGCUCACCCCUUCCAUGGACAGGAUUGCCAGGAAGUGUGAAGUACUACAGUUGUGGACCCUUUGGGUGCUGGGCAGUCAACAAGAAUGAUGAUAUCUUCUUAAUGAGUCUGAAUCUAGACUGCCAGAAGAAGGGGUGGAGUCACAUUGAUGGCAAGCUCUCCAUGAUUGAGGUGGCAACUGAUGGUAGUGUCUUUGGGGUCAACUCUGCAGGUGGUGUUUAUACCAGAGACGGCAUCACAGCCAGUAAACCAGAGGGCACCGGAUGGAGCAAUAUCCCAAUGUGUAUGCGCAUGGGCCACGUGACCUACGACCUGGGCCGUCUUUGGGUCGUCUCCAAGACUGGCUUCACCAUGGUGUGCACACAUUAGCCUCUCCUCUGCAUCUGAAGGCCAUUCGGGAUCUGUCUAAAGAUCACUUGCUAACUCAUUGAUCUCUCUUUCUGGAACAGUCU
This is a messenger RNA of Salvelinus fontinalis (brook trout), 851 nucleotides long. RefSeq names its product fish-egg lectin-like. The transcript is spliced from 5 exons. NCBI's taxonomy places the organism in Eukaryota, Metazoa, Chordata, Actinopteri, Salmoniformes, Salmonidae. The coding region runs from base 1 to 768 and encodes 255 amino acids. The record is from RefSeq and is a predicted model, not a curated record.